CGCAGCUAGAGCUAGUGCUCGGCCAUGGCCGAGGCGAGCAAGCGCAUCGACCUCGCCGCGCCGCUGCUCUCCGUGCGGCGCCACGGCGGGUUGGGCCUGGGCGGCGCGUUGCGGUACGGCGAACGCUGCGACGAUGCCACCCCCCGCCCCGGAGGCGUGCCGUUCGGGUGGGAGCGCCGGCCCGGCCACCCCAAGGGCGUAGGCACGCCACCGCUGCCCGGGCCGGACCAGGAGGCCGCGGUGCGCUUCUCGGACGCGCUCUCCCGCCCCGACAGCUGCUACACCGUGAGCUGCAGCGACGCGGCCGGCGCGACGGCGUCGGCGGCCCCGAGCCCGAGCCCCCGCGGCAGCGUCAUGAUGGACCGCUUCUUUCUGGCGGCCAAGGAGCAGUGCGUCUUCCGGAAGGCCGCCACCGCUGCUGCCAACACGCGCACCCCCACCAGCGACAGGUUGCCGGGGCGCCUCCCUGUCCAGCACCUGCCGGCGAGCCACGUCCACGUGCAGCGUAACCAUGUAAAGGACGCGGACGGCAACGGGGAGGACGACGAGUGGGAGGUGCACAGCACGGCGGGCUUCGCGUCCAAAAGGAAGUGCGGGCUGCUCCCCGCGCGGUGCGCCAAGAGCGCCCUGCUGCUCCUGAACCCGGCGCGGUCCACGAUGAGGCGCCGCCGAGGCGCGCGGCGCUUCCUAUCCGGCUGCGGCAGCAGCCGGCGCGAGACGAACCCGCUCCUGCCGCGGGUCGGGCAGCACCCUGAUCUCGACGCUGGCACGGUCACGGGAAGCAGCUGGGAGGAGGUGUACAUCAGCUCGCUGCGGCGAUCGGACCGAGGCGCCGUGCAUCCCAAGGCCACCCAUCUCGGCCUGCUCCUGGUCCUCGACGGGGCCGACGGCGGUGCGGCCUCGCCGCUGCCGCCUCCCAAUCCCAAGUGCGUCAGGCCGCCGACGGCGAAGGCGAACGUCGGCGGGAAGACACCCCGCAGGCUCAACGCCGUCGGCCAGGGCUUCCCGCCGCCGCUACCUCCCUCGCAGGAGAGGACCGUGGCUCGCCGUGACGACAAGAUGGUGCUCGCAUUGCCGUCGCCCAAGACGCCGUCGGAGUCGUGGCUCUCGCGUACGCUGCCGACCGUGUCGUCGAACAGGCUGACGGCCACUUCGUUCAUGGGGCUCCACGUGCAGCAGCUCAGGAAUCAGCGCGCUCCGUCUCGCUGGUGCUCCAGCGAUCAGGCCAAGGUUAUCGAUCAUGGCGCCAGGCCACGGCAGAUACGAAUAUAUGAUCCUUGCUAGUGUAGUUGCAUCCAUUUGGUUAUGAUCUGGUCAUGCGUUGCUCCGCAGCUCAAUCUCUAGUAAAAGUAAUAAGCUCAUCCUGCUGCUCAGUUGCGUCCAUUUUGUUCCAUGGCGGUGAAUUGCGGGUGUUCUCCAUUGGCGCCAUUGUUUGCAGCUCCAGAAGUGCGCCUAGUUCAGUGUAUAGGUCUGCAGAUGUAAUACUGCAUUUCUCAGUCGAUACUUGUUUUACCUCGGCUUAGGUACAUCAAGUCACAAUGACCACAAAAGGGUUACAUUGCCCGUAAAGCGGCAUUGGAGGAAGGUAAUCAUAAUGACAUGUACAAGGGUUACAUGGUUCAUUAUGAUUUAUCAAUGCAGAUUUGCAG
Molecule: messenger RNA, 1649 nt
Organism: Triticum dicoccoides
Lineage: Eukaryota; Viridiplantae; Streptophyta; Magnoliopsida; Poales; Poaceae
Exons: 2
Coding region: 25-1284 (419 amino acids)
Source: RefSeq, a predicted model, not a curated record